Messenger RNA from Balearica regulorum gibbericeps (East African grey crowned-crane), 1197 nucleotides. Lineage: Eukaryota; Metazoa; Chordata; Aves; Gruiformes; Gruidae. The record is from RefSeq and is a predicted model, not a curated record.
AUGGUGAAAAGGAAAAGCUCAGAAGGCCAGGAGCAGGACAGUGGCCGUGGCAUCCCUCUGCCCAUCCAGACCUUCCUAUGGAGGCAAACCAGUGCAUUUUUAAGACCUAAACUGGGGAAACAAUAUGAAGCUUCCUGUGUGUCUUUUGAAAGAGUUUUAGUAGAGAACAAGCUGCAUGGCCUUUCUCCAGCUCUCUCUGAAGCCAUCCAGAGCAUUUCUCGCUGGGAACUUGUCCAAGCUGCGCUCCCACAUGUGCUGCACUGCACUGCAACAUUGCUCUCCAACCGCAACAAGCUAGGACAUCAGGAUAAGCUUGGAGUAGCUGAAACAAAACUUCUUCACACUCUUCACUGGAUGCUGCUGGAGGCCCCUCAGGACUGCAGCAAUGACCGAUUUGGAGGAGACAGAGGCUCUAGUUGGGGAGGGAGCAGUAGCGCCUUUAUCCACCAGGCUGAAAACCAGGGAUCACCAGGACAUUCCCGGCCCAGCACCACAAAUGACGAGGAGGAGAGUAACAGAAGGAAGUUCUUCCAGAACUCCAUGGCCACAGUGGAGCUCUUUGUGUUCCUUUUUGCUCCUCUUGUCCACAGGAUUAAAGAGUCUGACCUGACAUUUCGGUUGGCUAGUGGCCUUGUUAUUUGGCAGCCUAUGUGGGAACAUAGGCAGCCCGAAGUUUCUGCCUUCAACGCCCUUGUAAAACCAAUUAGGAACAUCGUUACAGCUAAGAGAAGUUCUCCCACCAACAAUCAGAGCGUGACUUGUGAAUCCCCUAAUCUGGACAGUGGACAUACCGAGGGACUACAGGUGGUCUGUGAGACAACCCAGCCAGAUUCUGUACCUCCAAAGGCCACUGUUUCAGCAUGUCAUCGUGGAAAUUCCUUGGAUGGAAGUGUAUCCUCCCAAACCUCUCAGGAGAGAGGUACUGCACAUCCCAGGGUGUCCUUGGUGAUCCCACCAUGCCAGAAGUCUCGCUAUGCCACAUACUUUGAUGUAGCAGUGCUGCGCUGCCUGCUGCAGCCGCAUUGGUCCGAGGAGGGCACACAGUGGUCAUUAAUGUACUACCUGCAGAGGCUGAGGCAUAUGCUACAGGAAAAGCCGGAGAAACCACCUGAGCCAGAGAUCACCCCUUUACCAAGACCUCGCAGCAGCUCCAUGGUGGCUGCGGCACCCUCUCUGGUGAAUACGCACAAAACUCAG